AUGCUGUAUGAUGAUGUCCACAAGCGAUGGGUGCCAGCGGGAUCUGAGGCUCCUUCCAUCAGCCAAGUCCACAUCUAUCAUCACCCUGGGUCUAAUACCUUCAGAGUGGUGGGACGCAAACUGCAGGCUGACCAGCAGGUGGUGAUCAACUGUCCUAUUGUCAAAGGGAUAAAGUACAACCAAGCCACUCAAAACUUCCAUCAGUGGUGAGAUCCCAAACACGUGUGGGGGUUGAACUUUGGCAGUAAGGAAGAUGCUGCUCUUUUUGCCGACUCCAUGAUGCAUGCAUUGCAGGCUCUUCAUUCUCCAGCAGGCACAG
Notothenia coriiceps (black rockcod) is the source of this 319-nucleotide messenger RNA. RefSeq names its product vasodilator-stimulated phosphoprotein-like. The record is from RefSeq and is a predicted model, not a curated record. Gene Ontology annotation, biological process: axon guidance; neural tube closure; actin cytoskeleton organization. Gene Ontology annotation, molecular function: SH3 domain binding; profilin binding. The transcript has 2 exons. Lineage: Eukaryota; Metazoa; Chordata; Actinopteri; Perciformes; Nototheniidae. The annotation marks the transcript as partial.